Messenger RNA from Fragaria vesca subsp. vesca, 969 nucleotides. Its product is annotated as serine/threonine-protein kinase HT1-like. The coding region runs from base 1 to 969 and encodes 322 amino acids. The transcript has a single exon. Gene Ontology annotation, cellular component: plasma membrane. Lineage: Eukaryota; Viridiplantae; Streptophyta; Magnoliopsida; Rosales; Rosaceae. Gene Ontology annotation, biological process: protein phosphorylation. The record is from RefSeq and is a predicted model, not a curated record. Gene Ontology annotation, molecular function: protein kinase activity; ATP binding.
AUGGAAGAGAAAAGAGGAGAGUCUCAUGCGAUGAAGACCAAGAUUGAUAUCAAGAGUAUGGACGAUAAGCUGAAGAAGCAUCUUGAUAGAGUAUGCAUACAAACUGAGAUAGAGAAGAAGAAGGGGCUAGAGAAUCACAAAGUUCGAGCCAUGGAAUUCGAAAUACAGAGGACACAAGAAUGGGCAAUAGAUCCUGCAACGCUGGUUAUAAACAAAGAAGCAUUUGCUCGUGGAGCCUUUGCUUCAGUUCACAAAGGUCGCUACCAGGAUCAAGAAGUUGCUGUUAGAAUAUUGGAUUGGGGAGAAGACGAGGGAGGAUUCUUGCAAACAGAUUUUCAGCGCGAGAUUUCUAUUUGGUACAAGCUCCAACACCCCAACAUUACCAAAUGCAUUGGAGCUACAACAAUCGUUAGUAACUCUGCUUGGGUGAUCAGCGAGUAUGUACCUGGAGGUACUCUCAGGUCUCACCUGAAGAAGUUUCGCGAAAGGAAGCUGCCUUUCAAGGUUGUCUUGCAACUAGCAUUGGAUCUUGCCAAAGGAUUGAGCUAUUUGCACUCCAAGAACAUUGUGCACAGAGAUGUGAAAACAGACAAUUUGCUUCUUGAUAAAAAUGAGAGAGUAAAGAUAGCAGAUUUCGGUGUGUCACGUCUUGAGGCUUCGAUAUUGAGCGAGAUGACAGGCCACACCGGCACCCUUCAAUACAUGGCUCCUGAGGUCUUGGAGUCGAAACCAUACAACAAGAAGUGUGACGUCUAUAGCUUUGGGAUUUGUUUAUGGGAGAUAUGCAGCUGCCAGUUGCCCUACUCAGUCUACUCUAAGGAUUCAUCAGUGUUAGAGGUAACUUCUGCUAUUGUGAACAAAAACUUAGACCACAGUAGCAAGCCCAACUGCAUCAGUGCCCGAGUUAGGGUUACAGAGCCGCCGUCAUCGCGACUUAGUCCGGCAGCCUUCCCCGUCGAGAGGCCAUGA